Messenger RNA from Sus scrofa (pig), 3583 nucleotides. The record is from RefSeq and is a predicted model, not a curated record. NCBI's taxonomy places the organism in Eukaryota, Metazoa, Chordata, Mammalia, Artiodactyla, Suidae.
ACCUACACCACAGCUCACGGCAACGCCGGAUCGUUAACCCACUGAGCAAGGGCAGGGACCGAACCCGCAUCCUCAUGGUUCCUAGUCGGAUUCGUUAACCACUGCGCCACCACGGGAACUCCGUAGGCUGAGCUUUUUAAGGAGGGUUAGAGUUUGCUCCACGAAGCAGAAAGAAGCAUCACGGAUGGAGGGAAGAGCAUGCGCAAAGGUGGAAAGAGCCAGGGCUAUGGGGCGAUGGGACAAGCUGAGGUGUGGUUUAGGUAGGCUUGGGCUGGUGGGGGUGUAAGUGCGGUCAGGGAUCAGUCGUCAGGACAAGAGGGGCCUUGAACAUAGAACCAAGAGCUGGGCUUUAUCCUGGAAGCAAGGGAGUGCCAGUGGAAGAGAGGGGAUGUCUUAAGGCAUGUGGGAAAGAAGGACGCCUCUACUGACUGAGUGGGGCUAGGAGGCCACAAUAGUUUAAUGAGACACAAGGACCCCUCAAUGAGCCCUGGCAAUUGACAGGUGUCGAGGAGGUGACGCAGGAGUCCAGAGGAAGCCAGGUGAAGUCUGAGGCGCCUGAGACAGUGGAGGGAGCAGUGUGGUACCCGCAUACCUCACCCAGCUCAGCCCCGUCGCUCCUCCAGUGCACCCGCCCCUCGUCUCUUCCCUCAGAACCUCGUCAAGAGCUGGGCACCCACUGUAUAUGCUGUAGAUUUUCAACCCUUUAAAAAAAAAAAAAAAUUGCAUGGGGAAUAGUUGACGUACAAUGUUGUAUUCGUUUCAGGUUUACAGCAAAGUGAGUGAAUCAGUUAUACAUACGUGUAUAUCCGUUCUUUUUUCCCAUAUAGGCUAUUACAGAACAUUGAGUAGCCCUGCCUGUGCUAUAUAGGAGGUCCUUGGGGUUACCUAUUUCAUAUUUAGUCAAAUAUGUGUGUUAAUUCUAUCUUCCCAGGUUAUCACUCCCUCCGGACGUUCAGCCCUUUAAGGAUAUGAUUGGGGUGUGUGCGCAAGAGAAGCUGAAUUGCGGGAGUAAAAUGAUGGGAGGUAUAUCCCUGUGCCCCUUGGGUCUAGGGGUCCUAGUAUCUUACCAACACCACCAUCCCCCUGCUGCCUCCCUGGGCCUGACACCUCCCUGGGCCAACUUGCCCAGUCCUCACCAGGGAAGAACCUUGCUUUGGGGCAGGGUGCAGAGCCCAAGCCCUGACUGCCUCGAGGGGCAGAGCCACAGACCAGGUGGUCAGGGAGGAGCUCAGGGGAGAGAAGGGCCCGGGGUGCAGGAGGACAGUGUUUUGGGACAGCUGCCAAAUCCAUCUUUCACAGACCGCAGCUUUGCACUUGUGCCUGCAAAAAUAACCCAGGGGCUCUGGCCAGGACUGAGCAUCAUCGGUUGCCGGCCCAGCAGGCCUCCCCAGCCCCGGCCUCCACUCCCUCUCCCAGAGCGCCCCUUCCCCACGCAGUCAGACCCCAGCUGCCUGGGAAGCCCUGCGCACCCACACAGAACACACCUGUCCUCCCUCCUGCCCAGAGGGAAGCCAGGUAGUCCUCCCAGGCUCCCGUGGGCAGGGACCAUGGCCCGUGAGGCUGUGCUCUCAAGGCCUGGUCCCAAGAGGUACCCGUAAAUCCCUACAGCUAGAAGGCCUCUCCAUCCACACACACCCACCCAGGGACACUGCCUGAGUGCCCCAGAGGAUCAAGUGGCAGCCUCCCCGGGGACCAGAAGCGGAGCAGGGAGGCAAACACACUUCUUGGAAGCCCUCUCAGGCCAUGCAGGUCCAGCUUUCCCGGGGCCAGUGAAGUGCACAGUGCAUGAUGGGGGCUGGUCAGCACUCAGGACCCACCGUUGACCAGCACCAAGGCCUCCUGGGCCUGAGUCUGCAGCAGCCUGUGGAAAGUCUCCGGGGUCCAUCGUGUCCCCCUUUCGUUUCUGAGGUUUCCAAUAGGAAGCCCUCCCAGACCACCACCCAAGUCCCGCCCGCUGCUUGGCCUUGAACUCUGGGCAGGACCCACCCCUUCCUGGCAGCCUUCUUGGGCAAAUCACUCCCUCAUCUGUUAAAUGGGAGCCUGAGAUCUGGAUGGGCUAGAGUCACCGUGGGUCAUAAGCCCCUCCCAAAGGCUUUUCCUUUCCCCUCUAGGGGGUGGCAAAGGCAGCCCCGGGGGUGAGGAGUAAGGCCUGGGUGGCCGCCUACAGCCCCACUGGAAUCUUCCCUGCCCCUCCCUUCCAGAUUAACCGAAACCUGCUAAUUGUGGCUGCCCUCUGCACGCUCCCCUCCCCCACCGCCGAUUUCCACCUCCCUUGGCCUCCCCUCCCCCUUCCAUCCGAAUGAUAAAGGGCUUGGCCCGCCAGCCCCCGCCUGGCCUCAGGCCCCAGCUCUGCCUCACCACACUGCCCCGUAGCCCCGCGCCCACCACUGGGCCAGGCCCCUGCCCACGUUGCCCGCUUCCCCCCGCAUGGGGCCCUGCAGCAACCCGCGCCUGGAGCUUCCCGGGGGGCAGUCGCCCUCUGAGCCCCCCAAGAGGAGAAAGAAGAGAUACCUGCGGCAUGACAAGCCCCCCUACACCUACUUGGCCAUGAUCGCCCUGGUAAUCCAGGCCGCACCCUCCCGCAGGCUGAAGCUGGCCCAGAUCAUCCGUCAGGUCCAGGCCGUGUUCCCCUUCUUCAGGGACGAUUACGAGGGCUGGAAGGAUUCCAUCCGCCACAACCUCUCCUCCAACCGAUGCUUCCGCAAGGUGCCCAAGGAUCCCGCGAAGCCCCAAGCCAAGGGCAACUUCUGGGCGGUCGACGUGAGCCUGAUCCCGGCCGAGGCGCUGCGGCUGCAGAACACAGCCCUGUGCCGGCGCUGGCAGAGCAGGGGCGCGAGGGGAGCCUUCGCCAAGGACCUGGGCCCCUACGUGCUGCAUGGCCGGCCCUACCGGCCGCCCAGUCCCCAGCCGCAGCCCUGCGAGGGCUUCAGCAUAAAGUCUCUGCUAGGUGACUCCAGGGAGGGGGCGCCACGGAGUAGCCCAGGCCGGUCAGGCUCCCAGGGCAGUGGGGAGGAAGAGGUGCCCCUGCCAGUCCUGCCCUCCAGGAGGCCUCCGUGGCCCCUCUGCCCCCUCCCAGGGUCCUUGAGCGCGGAGGGAGAGACCUCCCAGGGGGGAACCAGCAGGCCGGAGGCCAGAGCCUGGCCCCUCCACUUACUGCAGGGUACUCCAGACCCUGGGGGCCUGGCUGGGGGAGGUCACAGGGCCUCACUUUGGGGGCAGCUGCCCACUUCCUACCUGCCCAUCUACACCCCCAAUGUGGUAAUGCCCUUGGCCCCUCUACCACCUCCCUCCUGCCCCGGGUGCCCACCCUCAACCAGCACAGCCUAUUGGAGGGUGGCCCCUGAAACCCACGGCCCACCGGGGCUGCUGUGGGAUCUCGACGCCCUCUUCCAGGGGGUGCCACCCAACAAGAGCAUCUACGACGUGUGGGUGAGCCAGCCCCGAGACCUCGCUGCCCCCACCCCAGGCUGGUUGCUCUCCGGGACAGCCUGUGAGGCUCUCAGGGCCGGGCCUGCUUUCCUCUCCCACCUCUCCUGCCACCAUUUGGCUGGUUGAGGGGAAGCCAAGGCCAUGCCGUCCCAGA